AAUCGUAGAACUUAAUUAAUUUAAAUUAUAUAGAAAUGGAAAGAAAAACUAUGACGAAGCCUAGGCCAUGUGGUUGUAAAGGUUGUAGGACGUGUUUGAUUUGUGAAACUCAUUACGGCGCUGAAACCCUAAAAUUGAAAUUACAACUAGAUAAAAACAUAGGUUAUGUUUAUUGCCCAUUUUGCAAUAAAGCUUGGCAAGGCUGGGACAUGGAUUUAUAUAAGCAACAUCCUCACCACGAAGGACACUGUAUAGACUAUUCUGGAGUUUAUAUAAAACUGGACUUCAUCAACGAAGAAGAAGAAAUGGAGCUAAUGAAAAAUAUCGACGAGAUGCCUUGGGAUAUAUCACAAAGCGGCAGGCGGAAACAAAAUUUCGGCCCUAAAACAAACUUCAAGAAGAGAAAGGUUACCGUUGGUCAAUUUAAUGGAUUCCCAAACUUUUCAAAGUUCUUACAAGAGAGGUUUCAUGCUGUUGAUAUUUUAAAAGGUUACCAAGUCAUUGAGCAGUGUUCCCUGGAGUAUGACUCUAGUAAAGGAGCUUCUAUAGACCCUCAUAUAGACGACUGUUGGAUAUGGGGCGAGAGGAUAGUGACUGUAAACUGUCUAUCAGACUCCGUUCUCACAAUGACAAGAUACAGCGGAGACUACAAGAAGUACAAUUUGCCUUGUGCUGAUAAUUAUGAGCCUAUAAUUGAUCAGGAUGGAUGUAUUAUGACUAGUAACAUAAGUAACUUGACAGCAUUAGACAUUAGCAAACCAGUGAAUGACCACAAUGUUAUAAUUAGGAUUCCGAUGCCAAGACGAUCACUAUUGGUUAUAUAUGGCGAACCACGAUACCAUUGGGAACACUCUGUGCUGCGUGAAGAUAUUACUUCUCGUAGGGUAUGCAUUGCAUACAGAGAGUUUACACCUCCGUACAUGCCUGGUGGCUUAGAUGAAGCUAUUGGAAAUGAAGUUAGAGAAAAAGCUAAAACUUUCUGGGACCAUAGAAAUCAUGAAAAUAAGAAUAGAAAAAAUAGUUGACUUCAGUAAUCAUUUCAGUAUUUGUAGCACAUGC
Messenger RNA from Chilo suppressalis (striped riceborer), 1059 nucleotides. The record is from the annotation of a GenBank genome assembly. Lineage: Eukaryota; Metazoa; Arthropoda; Insecta; Lepidoptera; Crambidae.